AUGGAUGUCUUCAAACCCGCUUUGGACAAUAGUUUGAGUCCCAAGGCGUGCGUGUCCUCAUCGGAAGAAGCAGAAGCAGAUGUUUUUCGCUGGCCGACACCGCAGAAUGGGAUCAGCGCCGCGCGGGAUGCGGGACCCGCUGCGCCGGGUUUCUGGACGGCCGUGUUCGACUAUGAAGCGACUGCGGACGAUGAGCUCAGCCUCAGGAGGGGGGACCUGGUGGAGGUCCUGUCCAAGGACUCCCUGGUGUCGGGAGACGAGGGCUGGUGGACCGGUAUGAUAGCAGACCGGGUUGGCAUUUUCCCGUCUAAUUAUGUGAGCAAAGGGAAUGGCAUCCCGGAGGAAAUCCGGGACACCUCGGAGCAGCAGUACUCGGUGCCUCCUCUGCACCUCCUGGAGAUUGAUUUCUCAGAGCUGACCCUGGAGGAAAUCAUCGGGGUGGGUGGUUUUGGGAAAGUCUACCGCGCAGUGUGGCGUGGCUCAGAGGUGGCAGUGAAGGCAGCGCGCCGGGAUCCGGAUGAGGACGCCGAGCAAACUCUGGAGAGCGUGCGUCAGGAGGCCAAGCUCUUCGCCAUGCUCAACCAUCCCAACAUCAUGGCUCUGCUGGGGGUGUGUCUGCAGGAGCCCAACCUGUGUCUGGUCAUGGAGUACGCCCGGGGCGGCCCCCUCAACCGGGCCCUGGCGGGGAAACGCAUCCCUCCCUGCACGCUGGUGGACUGGGCCGUGCAGAUCGCCCGGGGCAUGCACUACCUCCACAGUCAGGCCAUCGUCCCCAUUAUUCACAGGGACCUCAAGUCCAGCAACAUCCUAAUCCUCGAGAGGGUUGAGAUGGAAGACCUCAGCAACAAGACUCUGAAGAUCACAGACUUUGGCCUGGCUCGAGAGUGGCACCGCACCACCAAGAUGAGCGCCGCCGGCACCUACGCCUGGAUGGCUCCUGAAGUCAUCCGCUCGUCUACAUUCUCCAAGGGUAGCGACGUUUGGAGUUACGGUGUGCUGUUGUGGGAGCUGCUGACUGGAGAAGUUCCAUUUCGGGGUAUCGACGGUCUCGCGGUGGCUUAUGGAGUGGCAAUGAACAAACUUGCUCUGCCCGUCCCCUCUACUUGUCCUGAGCCCUUUGCACGUCUCAUGGAGGACUGCUGGAGCUCAGACCCUCACUCGCGCCCACAGUUCACGUCUGUUUUGGACCAUCUGACAACCAUUGAAGAGUCAGGCUUUUUUGAAAUGCCAGCAGAGUCCUUCCACUCUCUGCAGGACGACUGGAAACUGGAGAUCCAGGAGAUGUUUGACCAACUGAGGAUGAAGGAAAAGGAGCUGCGAUCGUGGGAGGAGGAGCUGACCCGAGCGGCGCUGCAGCAGAAGUGUCAGGAGGAGGCGCUGAGGAGGCGCGAGCAGGAACUGGCCGAGCGUGAGAUCCACAUCCUGGAGCGAGAGCUCAACAUCAUCAUUCACCAGCUCUACCAGGAAAAGCCUCACGUGGAGAGCAGGCAGGGCAAGUUCCGCCGCAACCGCCUUAAACUCAAGGAUGGGAACAGGAUCAGCCUGCCUUCAGAUUUUCAGCAUAAAAUCACUGUGCAGGCGUCUCCCUCGCACGAUCGACGGAGGAGUUUGCUCAGCAGCAGCUCCAGCCCUCCAACCAGUCCACCGAUACUGCCCCGUCUGAGAGCCAUCCAACUCACUCCGGGAGAGGGGUGUACAGCCUGGGGUCGCAACACAGGUUUUCAGCAGGAUGAUGAGGAGGUUGAGAGGAAGGGCUCCAGGAAGAAAGGCAGAUCCCGUGCCUGUGGCCAAUACAGGGAGCACAGCGCUGAUGACAGUGUGAAGCCUCCCCAUGAGGGCAGCAGGCAGCGGUCCUGCAGCGCUCCAAACCUUCGCAGAUCCCCGAGACACAGUCCAGCGGUGCCUGGGGUGCCGAGCCUUGUGGAGAUGGAAAAUGAAGACUGCUGCUUCACUACUGAGCCAGGAGCAGCUCCUGGUCAGUCCUACCUCUGCAUCCCCUUCCACAAGGAGGGUCACUCGGGGGUCGCUGCUACUGCUGACAGUGAGGGAGAUGAGUACUGCCCCAGUGGCCAGGUGCCAGGGACGCCACCGUGCAAGAAGAGCCCAGCAGGGGGUCGGCGCUCUGAGCUGGUGCUGCUGGGCUGUGGAGCUCUGCUGGCAGCCGUCGGACUGGGAUGCAACCUCUUAACUUUGGCCCAACCGGAGGAAAGCAUUAAAUCACGAUGGGAGGGCUUCUUCCACAGAACAGUGGGGCAGAGGCGAAGCACCAGCCCCCCGACUCGCAGACUGUUCCGGCGGGAAAGCCCGCUGAAGCCCUCGGCGCCCUCACUACCCGAGCGAGGCCUACCCUCUUCCUAUACACUGCUGUCCUUAUCAUCAGUGUCUGACUGCAACUCCACCCGCUCACUGCUGCGCUCCGACAGUGAGGAGCUGUUAGUGUACCGCCCCGCCUCACCACCCGCACAGGCCUCUGUCAAACUACAACAUCAGGCCAUCCAAACCCCAGUCAACCCGCUGGUCAACACCCACCUUGAGAGCUUCAAGCGUAACCCUCGCCAGUCUCUCACGCCCACCCAUGUACCCUGCGCUCCAAGUUCCUCACGUAGCCUGCGCCGAACACCAUCAGACGGAGCCAUCAAGAAAAGCUGCCCACCUAAUAAUCUAGAACCUUUGCCAGAAAAAACAACAUUGCAGAACACAGGCGGCUUCAGAGGUUUAAAAGAAGACUGUCAUGAGGUCCCCCGGCUCCCGGAUCCCAAUAUUGUGUUUCCUCCAACACCUCGUCGACGCUGUGCUCCUGAACGCCCCAAAACCCUGGACUUUGUAGCCCGGCCUCGGCCUUCGCCCCGGGCGCGCUGUGAUGUGUUUUGGGCAGAGGGGAGGCCCAGGGGAAAUGGACAUAACCUGGGUAACGGCGAGUCCCCCGCCCACACGUCCAGCACAGAGACUCCCCCCACUGUAGAGUUUGGGAGAGACCCGGCGGUGCUGCCCACCCCCAUGGAGGCCCCGACACCCUACUCCCCCCGCAGGAAUGAAAACCUGUUGGAUCAUCAGGAUGAGGGACAGUACCGGGAUGGAACCGUACCACUCUGCAAACCGGAGAUCAGCUUUCCCAAAGACUCACCUUACCGCUAUAGACCUGGAUUUUGGUCCUAACUUGGCCCCAGCCCUUCACUGGUCCAACACAAGGAGGGGACUGUCCUUGUUGUUAGCCUUUGGAUUGUUACAGGUCUGGGUCAAUUAGUAUUUAAAAACUGAGUCUUUUUUUUAGCUUUAAUUGGUACUUAAUGAGGGUGGUUCACCUUUCUCCAUCUACAAUAUUGUCAAUAAAUUACAGGUAGACAUUUACUGUGCAUAUU
Seriola dumerili (greater amberjack) is the source of this 3359-nucleotide messenger RNA. RefSeq names its product mitogen-activated protein kinase kinase kinase 9-like (gene map3k9). The record is from RefSeq and is a predicted model, not a curated record. Bases 1 to 3156 code for a protein of 1051 amino acids. Gene Ontology annotation, biological process: protein phosphorylation. Gene Ontology annotation, molecular function: ATP binding; JUN kinase kinase kinase activity; protein binding. Lineage: Eukaryota; Metazoa; Chordata; Actinopteri; Carangiformes; Carangidae. The transcript has 11 exons.